Micropterus salmoides (largemouth bass) is the source of this 4527-nucleotide messenger RNA. Its product is annotated as hemicentin-1-like. The record is from RefSeq and is a predicted model, not a curated record. The transcript has 17 exons. Lineage: Eukaryota; Metazoa; Chordata; Actinopteri; Centrarchiformes; Centrarchidae. The coding region runs from base 1 to 4032 and encodes 1343 amino acids.
AUGGAGAAGAAAAGUGAAGGAACCUUGGCUAUUGUGUUGCUGGCUUUAAUACAAGGUUUUCUGGCCUCUAGUGCUGUGGAGGUGCAGCCCUCCAUCAACCCUGCUGCAGUCGGGGACACAGUGACACUGUCUCUGUCUCCCUCUAUAACUCUAAAAAGUGGAAGCUGGGCAGUGGGAGAGUCCCUCAUACUCACCUGGGUGGGUAACCAGCUGGCAGUCUUCCCUAGUCACAGCGGCAGGGCGACAGCCAACGUCCUCACUGGAGCUCUUACUCUGAGCUCCGUCAAGGUGGCCGACUCAGGAGUCUACGCAGUGCAAAGCAGUGACCCCCCAUUUAAUGCCAAUACUUCCAUCACUGUUCUGGAGCCCAUUUCAAAUGUGACACUAAGGGUGAAUCAAACCAACCGGAUGGAGUUCAACAGUUCAGCAGUCAUUACGUGCUCUGUUUCCUCUGGAUCCUCCCUCUCUUUCCUCUGGCUGAACGGCAGCUCUGAGGUUACAGCCAGCAACAGAGUUCAGCUCACUGAUGGAAACUCCACUCUCACUAUACUCAGUGCAACCCGCUAUGACCAGGGACCAUUCAGGUGUCGUGUGUUCAAUCCUGUCAGUAAUGGCACCAGUGAUCCAGUAAACUUUACUAUCAAUUAUGGUCCUGAUAACAUGGCCAUAACAGUGAAUGGACAGAACAAGACUUCCUUCUCUAUUGGAUCCAAUCUGGCCAUGCUCUGUUCAGUGCAGUCCAAUCCUCCAGCUCAGCUUCAGUGGGCCUUCAGAGGAGGGCUUGUGAACACUACAGGUCUAUUGUUGAAGCUGUUCAGCGUCAACGAAGAUCAAAGUGGUCCAUAUUCUUGUCUGGCCUUUAACAAUCUCACCAACACCAACGGCAAUAUCACCAUACACAUCGUGAUAGCAGGAUCUGAACAACAGGCGGUCAGCAUGUGGCUCCUUCGUCUGCUAUUAUUGUUUGGAUUUCUCUUCUCAUUGCCAGCUCCUGCACAUAGCCAGAGUAUAUAUGCCUCCACCAAUCCAUUACAAGUGGGCAGCACAGUCACAAUUCGCAGUGACACCAAUGUCACUAUCGGCGCAUGGAUGUUCAACAGUGCUAUCAUUGUGAUGGUAUUCCCAGGAGCUUUCAUCAUGUCUAACGAUUGGAAAGACAGGGUCACGUACAAUCCAACCAAUUUAUCAUUGACUAUAAUGUCACUACGGGUCGAAGACUCCGGAUUGUACACAUUAGAAGCCAUAAAUUCUUUUCAUACUGAGUUAACACUGUCAGUCCGAGUGCCUAUUUCAUAUGUGACAGUGAGGGCAAACACAACCAACCUGAUGGAGUUAACUGACACAGCAGUUCUCAUGUGCUCUGUGUCCAACGGCUCGUCCCCGUCUUAUGCUUGGCUGAAUGGCAGUUCUGUGAUUACUGCCGGUGGGAGAGUACAGCUCAGCAAUGGAGGCACCACUCUCACCAUGGUCGGGGUGACCCGCUAUGACCAGGGGCCAUUCAUGUGCAAUGUGACCAAUGGCAUCAGCCAUGCAAUCAGUAUCCCUGUACUUCUGAACAUCAGCUAUGGUCCAAGUAACGCAAAAAUCACAAUCACGCCCAUGCAGUACAUCUACAGAAGAGGAUCUAACAUCACACUCUCAUGUUCAGCGGAGUCCAACCCUCCAGCAGUGAUCCAGUGGAGGGUUGAUGGAACGUAUCUAAAUCAGUCUGGCACACAGCUUCAACUACAGAGUGUUACACAGAGCAACUCCGGAAAUUACCAAUGCUUAAUUCACAACACAGUCAAAUCCACGUUCACCAACGCAAGCGCAAUGAUCAGGAUUUUGGACCCAAUAGCAGCAGUUGUGGUGAAUAAUGCAGGUGGACCAGCAAUACUAAAUGAGCUGUUCAUUCUGCAUUGCGAAGUGACUGGUUCUGUUGACAUGAUUCAGUGGUGGAAGAAUGGUCAACUUAUAUCUGCUGACAAUACAACAGUCUUUGACAUAAGCAACAAGACAAUGAUUCUCAACCCAGUCCAACAAUCAGAUGAUGGAGAUUAUCAGUGUGAGGCUUUUAAUUAUGUGAGCAACAUGAUCAGCAGCCGCUAUACAGUUAAAGUAAACUAUGGCCCAAUGAAACCAGUGAUCACGGGGGUGUCUGUGGCUCUGGCAGGAACAAAGGAGAUCCUCAACUGCUCAAGCGCGUCUUAUCCUACCAGCCUCAUCAGCUGGUAUUUCAACGAUUCCCUGCUGGCUACCACCUCAGAGUUAGCGAUUGGACCUUUGACCUUAGACAUGAGCGGGAAGUACAUCUGCAUAGCCUUCAACAACAUCACCAAAAUAAGCAGCUCUGCCUACACGAUGCUCACUGUUUUGGCUCCAGUGACCACAGUGUCAAUAAAAAUGGUCAGAGCUCAUCCAGUCCUGAACCACACCUUCACCCUAACCUGUGACUCAGCUGGACACGUCCAUUCAGUUAUCUGGAUGCAUAAUUUAUCCCCACUGUAUCCUGACAACACAAGAAACUUCUCAAUAGACAACGCCACCCUCACCUUUGAUCCUAUCUUGCACUCUGACAAUGGGAGCUAUCAGUGUGAAGCUUCCAACACAUUCAGCAAAUCAACCAGUGAAAUCUUCAAACUGGAUGUUGUUUAUGGACCUGAUAUGCCAACUAUCACAGGACCAAAUGUGGCAAGGACAGGAGACAAUGUUACACUGAGCUGCUACGCACCAUCAAACCCUCUCAGCUUCUACAGUUGGCUCUUCAACGGCUCUCUAGUGGCGAAUACGUCUCAGUAUGUCACACCUCCUCUUACCAUAGCCACAUGUGGAAUAUACACGUGCAUGGCCUACAACAACAUCACUGGAAAAAACAGUACCGCACACAGAAUGCUUACUGUUGUUGAUUCAAUAAUAGAUGUACAAGUACAAGCAUCAAUGGAUUAUGCUAUAGAAAGUAAUUUCUAUAUGCUGAAAUGCAAUGUGACUGGACCCGCUGAGCAUGUUAACUGGAUGAAAAAUGGUGAGCCACUGCAAGAAGACAACAGAACUGCUAUCAACAUGGCCAAUGCAACAGUCACCUUCAGCCCACUAGAAACCACUGAUACUGGAUACUACCAGUGUAUGGCUAUUAAUGCUUUUGACAACAAGACCAGCCCUCCAUACAAGCUCCGUGUCAAUUUUGGACCAAGAACACCCACCAUUGACGGGCCAGCUUUUGCGGAGAAAGGAAAUUCUGCAAUCUUCCAGUGUUCUGCCAUGUCAAUACCUCCCAGUCAGUUCAGCUGGUGGUUCAAUGGCUCCAUUGUGGCCAAUACAUCAUUGUUUAAAACUGGCCCUUUGUCGUUCAAUAUGAGUGGAGAAUACACCUGUAUGGCCUACAAUUAUUUGACAGGAAAGAACAGCACAACAUCCAAGAUGCUCACAGUCAUUGGGGUUAUAGAGUCAGUGGUGAUCAGAAACAACACAGUUCCAAUAAACUUUAAUAUCUUCACUCUGACAUGUCAAGUUACUGGGCCGUAUGACAAGAUCUACUGGAUGAAGAACAACAUGCCCCUCAACAUGAACACCCCCACAGCCUACCACGCUAAAAACAAUGUGCUGUGCUUCACUCCAGUGACAACGAACAAUGACGGGAUAUAUCAGUGUGUCGCUGUCAAUCAGGGGUUUUCACAUUACAGCCCCCAAUACAUUCUCCUGGUGAACUAUGGCCCUCUGAGUGUGAAUAUCUACGGUCCAAAUUCAGCAGAGGUUGGCAGCUCCGUGUCCCUGAACUGCUCUGCUACUUGUCAGCCAGAUUGUGUCCUCUCCUGGUUCUUCAACAAGCAGUCAUCAAAACCUCUAAAGACGGGCUCUGUUUUCACUUUCUCUGUGGCAAAAAAGAAUCAGGGGAACUACAUCUGUAUGGCAAACAACCUUGUGACUAACAUCACAAAGUACCAGACUAAAGCCGUUACUGUUACUGAUCACGCCCCCACCCUCCACAUCCCAUAUCAAGGCAGUCUGAUGAUGAUGGGUCUGUUUGCUUUGUCGGUCACUGUGCUAUUAAACUGAGACCUUCACAGUUGCACUCCCUACAGUCAACAAUCUCACUGUGAAAUGAAUGGGAAAACUUUUAUCUAAGUUACAGUUUGCUGUUUGAUUUCCUUUAAUUAGAUUUAUUUUCACUAAUGUACAACAACGAAUAAUAACAUUUACACUGGCAGUGAAAUCGGCAGAUAUUAUUAUUAGGAUAUUGUUAUUAUUAUUGCACUGCUUGUUUGGGGAUUUUAGGUCAAAUGUUAUCAUUAAGUAGUUUUGUUAGUGUGGUGGCUGUUAUUGUUUCUGCCCUAGAGCCAGUUAAAUAAAAAAUACUUAAGUGCAUUUGCAUAGUAAACAAGGGGAAACACUGCAAUGUGUUCCUCUGACUUUUCAUACUCUUUUGGUACAAAUUGCAGUUCUUCACUGUGAACACUUUUUUUCUGUUAUGCAUGAUAACAUAAUAUAAAAUGUAAGUCUAAUUAUGCUUUGAUGAUUGUUCUUAAUCAAUAAAAAAAUCAACACAGACAA